This is a messenger RNA of Parasteatoda tepidariorum (common house spider), 1061 nucleotides long. RefSeq names its product 3-hydroxyacyl-CoA dehydrogenase type-2. Gene Ontology annotation, biological process: fatty acid metabolic process; androgen metabolic process; estrogen metabolic process. Gene Ontology annotation, molecular function: estradiol 17-beta-dehydrogenase [NAD(P)+] activity. NCBI's taxonomy places the organism in Eukaryota, Metazoa, Arthropoda, Arachnida, Araneae, Theridiidae. The record is from RefSeq and is a predicted model, not a curated record. Gene Ontology annotation, cellular component: mitochondrion.
UCAAUCGGAUAUUAAUAAGAACAAAAGUAGUAAGGCGGAAGCGUUUAAAAAUAUUUUUGUGAUUUAUUAUGCAAUAAUAAAAAUAUAUUUUGAUAAUCUGUGAUUAAACAUCAAUUAUAUUUUAUAUUAUGUCAGGUUCUAUUAGAGUGAUCAAGGGCUUGGUAGCUCUUGUAACUGGUGGAGCAUCUGGUCUUGGAGAAGCCACUACACGUCGCCUGAUUCAGAAAGGAGCAUCAGUUGUGAUUUGUGACUUACCCACAUCAAAUGGUCAUAAAAUUGCUGAAGAAUUGGGAGAAAAGUGUGCUUUUGCUGCAAUUGAUGUGACAAAGGAGAGUGAUGUUUUGGAAGCUUUAAACAUAGCGAAAACCAGAUUUCAUAAAUUAGAUGUUGCCGUAAAUUGUGCAGGGAUAGGUGUUGCUAGUAAAACUUACAACUUUAAAAAAGGUGUUCCACAUUCUUUAGAAGAUUUUACCAAAGUUAUUAGUGUGAAUACGAUUGGAACAUUUAACGUGACUCGUCUGGCUGUAGGACUGAUGUCUAAAAAUCAGCCAGAUGAAGAUGGCCAAAAAGGUGUUAUUAUCAAUACAGCCAGUGUUGCUGCCUAUGAUGGUCAGCGGGGACAAAUAGCUUAUUCGGCCAGUAAAGGUGGAAUAGUGGGUAUGACUCUCCCUUUAGCUAGAGACCUAGAAUGUGAAGGCAUUCGCUGUUGUACUAUUGCUCCAGGUUUGUUUGACACGCCUCUGCUAAGGGGUCUUCCGGAAAAAGUACGGCAGGAGUUAGCUAAGGAUGUUCCUUUCCCUAAAAGACUUGGUAAUCCUGAUGAAUAUGCCCACUUAGUGCAAUCUAUGAUUGAGAAUCCAAUGUUGAAUGGUUGUGUCAUUAGAUUGGAUGGUGCUCUACGCAUGCAGCCUUAAUGUAUACAACUUAGCAUUAAACAAUGUUUUGAAUUAAUUUGUAAUAAAUCAAAUAUUCUGAGAAUGUUAUGAUAUCUCUACCACUAUGCCGUUUUUUCAGCUAAUUGUUGGUUUUUUAUUUUUGAUAAUAAAAAUUAUAUAGCAUUA